AUGUCUGCCCUUCGUUCUUGUCAGCGGGCUCUCCAAGUCCGCGCGGUGGGCCGCAGCCUUGUCUCUGCCCGCUCUAUGGCCACGGACUCGCAGAGCGCACCUCCAGCCAAGGCUACCGACGACAAGCAGAUCGAGCACGCCCCUCCGCGAGACAUUGUUGCGGCCGAUCUUGUCAGCGGUGCUCCUGCUGAGCUCCGUCAUCGUGCUGUCCGAAUCUUCCAAUACUCGCGCAGCACGACCCAGAGUGGAGAUGCGAAGUCGAGCCGCUGGCGGAUAGACUGGGACAUCCUGCCCGGUGGUGGUCGUUGGGAGAACCCCCUCAUGGGAUGGGCUAGCUCCGCCGACUACAUGCAGGGUACCCGUAUCGGUUUCCGGACGAAGGAGGAUGCCAUUCACUUUGCGGAGAAGCAAGGAUGGGACUACUAUGUCCAGCAGCCCGAGGUCAAAGUCAGGCCUGUCAAGAACUACGCCGAGAACUACCUCUACAGGCCCAACAAGCUUCGCAUCAUCCGUACGAAGUAG
Molecule: messenger RNA, 522 nt
Organism: Rhodofomes roseus
Lineage: Eukaryota; Fungi; Basidiomycota; Agaricomycetes; Polyporales; Fomitopsidaceae
Product: NADH-ubiquinone oxidoreductase 21kDa subunit
Exons: 5
Coding region: 1-522 (173 amino acids)
Biological process (GO): electron transport chain
Source: RefSeq, a predicted model, not a curated record